Messenger RNA from Lotus japonicus, 3433 nucleotides. RefSeq lists its product as uncharacterized. The transcript has 6 exons. Lineage: Eukaryota; Viridiplantae; Streptophyta; Magnoliopsida; Fabales; Fabaceae. The coding region runs from base 524 to 1537 and encodes 337 amino acids. The record is from RefSeq and is a predicted model, not a curated record.
CAAUGGAUUGAGCGAGCGAAGAGGUGAAUAAGGCUUCAAAUGCAUUUGUAAACUUUUCCAGUGUUUUGAAGGGUUGGUUACAUAUGUAGUAUUUAAUGCAAAUGCAUCCCCCUACUAUACAAUGCAGGAGCCCUUCAAAAGAACCCAUUGCAUACGUGUCUGCACCGCGCCCCUUCUCAAGUCCCUUUGUCCACGUGUCAGUGCUACGGAGAUUCACUAUUUUUGGUCCUUUAUAUUGGUCCUUUAUAUACCAUUCCCACUUGCUUUGAUUUACAAGUAUCCCGCUCAAAUUGAAAUUGGAAUUUCAACUCAAUCAUCAAUAUUAUGUCUGACUCACUGAGAUACAUGAGGCAUGGUACAGGUGCUAAGUUUGUCCCCUAAUAACUCACCUUUAAUUAUUCUGCUUAAAAAAUUCCUUAUUCCCAUCAUCCAUGUUCCACAUACCUCUCUAUAAAUACACUUGCUUCCACAUAUCAGUUCUCCACCAACCAUCUGUUUUCCAAUUAACAACUUAGUUGCUAUCAUGGCUUCUCAAUUCGAUGAUGUGAUUAAUCUUCGACCUGGGAAGGAGACAUGGAGGAUGCUGGUCAAGAUCAUACGCAUCUGGUAUAGCCAGGGCUAUACUAAUUCCAAAUUACCAUUAUCUCUGGAAAUGGUUGUAAUGGAUGCCAAGGGGGAUAAAAUACAUGUCAUCAUUAGGAAGACAAUCAUGUAUAAAUUUGAGACGACUCUUAUUGACGGAAACGUCUAUAGCAUGUCCUAUUUUGAGGUUGCUGACAAUACUGGGUUGUUCAAACCAACUAAACACCCCUACAAAGUUAAUUUCCAGUUUAACACUGAAGUCCGCCCAAUGAACCAAAAUCCCAUUUCUGUUGAUCCUUAUUCGUUCGUCCCUCUUGCUGACGUGAUGUCUAUCACUUAUGAUACAAAUUUUUUAAUUGACGUCAUUGGAAUCCUCACUGUUGUUGGAACUGAGAGGGUGAUUGAAAGUCAUGGAAAGAAAACAAAGAUGAAUGUCAUUGAAAUUGACUCUUAUGGGGUCAAGAUGGAGUGUGCCUUAUUUGGACCCUAUGUCGAAGAUCUCAAUCUGUUCCUUAAUGGUGGUGAAAUGGUGAACGUAGUUAUUCUUCUCCAAUUUGUCAAAGUCAAGACAUGGCAAGGGAAUUUGUGUUUGCAAAAUGUGCAUGGGGCUACAAAAAUGUUGUUUAACCCCGCAGUCGACAUAGCUGUGGCUGUCAUGGAAAGGUUUUCAGCAAGUAAUGAUACAGGAUCGCAAUCUCUAAGUCAGCUUCAAGAUUCAAGCAAGGUUGUAGAUGAAGAGGACUUCUUAAUCUUAACCCCUCGAAAGACCAUUGCGCAAGUCCAUGACAUGAAGGAGAAUUCGGUGUGCAUUGUAUAUGCCACUAUCAGCUAUGUAGAAGAGGGUAUGGACUGGUUGUACACUGCAUGUAAAUGCAAUAAAAAAGUUUAUCCAGAUGAAAAGAUGUAUUUCUGUGAGGUCUGCAACCGCCACGUUGUCCACGUUAUCCCAAUGUGAUAGAUUGUAAUAUCGUCCAUUCCUUUGAUAUGGAUUAUUUCCAUUAAGGUUAGACCAAACGACUUCCAACUUCACUAAGAAUGUUGUGUACACUGAGGUUUUUGAUAAUAUAUGAGCAGGAUAGUAUUGUAGUCCAUUGGACGUAUCUUUCAAUUAUUUAAUUUGAAAUCUCCCACAUGGUUGACUUUGUUUUGAACUAAUAUCCUACAAAAGUAGUUAUGAUUUUAUUCAUACCAUUAAUUCUUCACUGCAUGCAUGAAUCACGCAUGCUGCAUCUGACACUCUUGCUCCCUUUUUUCUUUUUCUAGCAAAAUAAUUGUACAUGUCUUUUGAGCAAAAGUUCUCCUUUUUGUCUAUAUGGUGUUGUUUAAGUUUUAAGUCAAUAUAAACACUAAUUUUAUUUUCGUAUCCCAUUAGUCUAAUUUUUUUUUUGGACGGAUCUAAUGUAACACGUAAAUCCAAGUAGCUAUUUUUUUUUAAUUUAAUUGUGGUUUGAACGGCUAAAUAGGGAAAUAGUGGAAUUUGGUUAAUUGAUAUAUUUUUAUGCCCAUCUAAUGGAUACAGUAUUGUGUAAUGGGAAUCAUAAGAAUGAUAGAAUGGAGAAUGAGAAAAUAAAGCUAAAAGAGGACAGUUUAGACAUGUAAUAUGAAUUAGUUUAGAAAAGGUCUUUAAAUGCAACCUACUGGUUAGACAUUCAUUACUUACAUUCUUACUAAAUAUCAACUCAAUAAUAGGACUAUGCUGUAAAAGUCCACAGUUGUGAGUCUAUAUAUACCCUCCAUACCCCCUACAUCCCACACUUUGGCUGGAUUGCCCUCCCAUUUCCUAAACAAUGGACCACAUUCUGUCGGCGAAUUUUGAAGCGUAUGAGUCUGCAUUUGCUGUUGUCAGUCGUCCUUACGAGGUUUGUUUGAUCAUCUAAUGUUCAUAUCCAUAUCAUAUAUAUCACCAACUUAUUAAAUAUUCAAAAAUAUUUUAAGUUGCAGAUGACUGCUUCUGUGGCAGAAUUUUUCGCAACAAGGUUUGAUGUUGAACUUAGUAACAGGUGGUUGUUAUUUGACCCUGUUGGUAAUAGGCAUUCUGUCCAAUUUAUUAAGUGUCCUGUUAAGCCACAAAUUUCAACUGGGUGGUUUGAAAUCCGUCAUUUUUAUGGAUUGGAGGGGGUGAGAUGGUGUAUUUUGAGAUAUAAAGGAGGGUCUAUGUUCGAUCUAUUUGUUUACGGUAGAAAUUCACAAGAGAUAGACUACCACAGAGGGCCUCGAUCCAAACACUUAGAGUAUCCCCCUAUGUUAGAGCCCAUUGUAACAAAUGUGCCAGAAUGGAGAUUUUAUCCAUGUUAUUUCACAGUGCAACUUACGGAAAGCCAGUCAAAAGGAAGCCAGUUGGUAAUGUUUUAAAUUGUAGGUUCCAUUCUUAAAGUCAUAUAAUUAUUUUGAAUAUCUAAUAUCUAUCCUUGGUUUCAUAUGCAGAAUGUUCCUAAGCACAUUGCUUACUACCUUCGUAACUCUGAUGUUUUCCACUGGAUUCUAAGAGGGCCAUCUGGCAUUCAAGUGUUAUGUAGCAUACUUGCACCAGAACGAUUCAACUACGCUAAGAUCGGUAGAGGUUGGAAACUCUUCUGUGAACUGCAUUCUAUACAUACUGGACAAGUGGUAUCUCUUCUUUUUUCAACCGAAGAUAUCAAACUGGUGGAUGUUAUUAUCCACCCAUAUCAAGUGUAACAGCAUUUGCCUUUAUUUCGUUGCCACUUAUGUAUGAUGUAUCCAUAUAUAUGUAUGGUAACAAGCUUCCAUCUGAUGUAUAAUCCAUUAGGAUUAUUUUUUUUUAUUGCAAACUUCCUGGUAACCAACGUAUGCCUGCAUAUAAUUGACUUAUGCCUGCAUAUAAUUGACUUAG